Messenger RNA from Oncorhynchus tshawytscha (Chinook salmon), 5544 nucleotides. RefSeq names its product cingulin. NCBI's taxonomy places the organism in Eukaryota, Metazoa, Chordata, Actinopteri, Salmoniformes, Salmonidae. The record is from RefSeq and is a predicted model, not a curated record. The transcript is spliced from 20 exons. The coding region runs from base 779 to 3907 and encodes 1042 amino acids. Gene Ontology annotation, cellular component: myosin complex.
GGUUGGAGCUGCAUUUAACGAAUUUAUCUGUCUGUCUCGAAUUAUGAAUAUGCUCUGCUCUUUCAGAAGUAUUUUCUGUCAGAUUUAAACAUUUUCUGUAUUAACACCAAGUAAAACAACAGAAGAGGACUCGAACGUCGGAAAUAAAUAGAUAAAUUGUACUACUUUGACCAAAUAGCAGUAUGAGUACUCCGUCAGGUCGGAAGAGCCCCGUGGACUACGGGGUUCAGAUCCGCUUCAUCAACGACUCAGGAGGGGGGCUCCCCUCGACCCAGCUGAGAUCCAAGCCCCCCUCCACCUCUAAGUACGGGGUGGCUGUCAGGGUCCAGGGCAUCGCUGGACAACCCUAUGUGGUUAUGAAGGACGGGGGCCCAAAGGGAGAUUCGUAUGGGGUGCAGCUCCGUACCCACUACCCCCCAGGUUACGGCAGUCUGCACCGCAGGAGAGACCGAGAGGAGGGAGGGGGAGAGGGAGGAGGAGGGCAGGGAGGGGAGUUACGCAGGGCACAGUCACAUGGUUCAUUACUGGAGAGUGAGGGGGGAGGAGGAUUUGGGAGACCACCAGGGGAUGGGAGGUCUGGUAGCUAUGGGAACCUGGAUGGAGGGAUUGGGGUCGCGGAAGAGAGAACGUAUAGAGGAGGGGUGAGGGAGGGGGGUAUGGGGAGGAAUAUAAUGUGUGGGUCGUAUCAGUCCGGGCUCAAUGGGUCACUGGGGAGGGGAGGGGGGAGUCAGUAUGCCCCUGACCUCCAUCCUUCCCAAACAGAUCAGCCCCCCUGACCAUGGCACACCCCAACCCCCAGAGCCUUCCUUACCCAACACACCCCCACCCUCAGAGCCUUCCUUACCCAGCACAGCCCCACCCCCAGACCCCCGUCAACAGACUGAUCAGCAGGUUUGACGGCAGCAGCAGUACCAGAGAACAACAGAGGGGGCGCUCUCCUGUAGCAGAGGACCCUAGAGACACCAUCAACUCUUCCCAUGCCCCCAACCCCUACUCCUCCUCUUCACCAUCUCUCACCCCCAACCCCUACUCCUCUCCUUCACCCUCUCUCACCCCCAACCCCUACUCCUCCCCUCCCUCCUCCACUCACAGCAGCCUGGGGUGGGGCCAAGGCUCCGUUAGCAAGACAACGCCCCACCCAGUCAAUCAGCGGGCUCUGCCGGGGAGGUUUGUCGCUGUGGAGAUGCCGUCAGCCAAUCAGACAGACUCGCUGGUGACCCCUGACCUUCUGCUUCAGAGUUCAGAGGUCACCAGUGAGGAGGAGCAGGUCAUGCAGACCAUCUACAGUGUCCUCAGAGAAGGGACCAGUGAGAGUGACUCAGUCAUCAGACACAAAGUCAGGGUGAUCUUCCAGAAGAUCCAGGGACUCAAGUCCAGUGAGAGUUCUGGUGAGGAGUGGAAGAGAGAAAAGAGGGAUCUGGAGAGGAAGAUGAUGGAGCUACAGACCUCUCUACAGGAGGAGAGGAGGGGCUCUGUGGGCAGCUCUGACCCUGUGUUAAAGGCAGAGCUGGAUUCAUGUCUGGAUGAGAACAUGCAGCUCCAGGAGACUGUGGACAGGAAGAAGACUGAACUACACCAGACACACUCUGAGCUGAGUCAGUUGCGUAUGGAGAGAGAGAGUGCUGAGUCCAGAGUCAGAGAGAUGGAGGACCGACUGGGCGAGCUACAGGAGGAGCUGAGGACAGAGAACGGCAACAAGACGGACCUGGUGACGUGUCAAGCGUCUCUGUUGGAGGUGUCCAUGUUGAAGCAGAAGCUGGAGGAUUCUCUGAGACAGAGAGAGAGGGAGCUGACGGCCCUGAAGGGAGCUCUGAAGGACGAGGUGGCCACGCACGACAAAGACAUGGAGACACUUCGAGAACAGUACAGCACUGACAUGGAGAGACUGAGGAGUACAGUGGAGCAGGUCUCACAGUCUCAGGCGGGUAUCGAGUCAGAGCGGUUGCGUGUGAAUGCGUCGGUGCGUACUCUACAGCAGCAGCUGGAAGACUGCAGGGACGAGAGUGGCCACUGGAUGACGCAGUUCCACAAUACUAGAGAUGAACUACGGACCACCAAACAGGAGAUGCUGCAGGCUCGUCUGGAGAAAGAGGAGCUUGAGGAAGAACUGAAUGAAGUACAGGAGAGGGUCAACACCAUGAAACAGCAGAUACCAGACCCCAGUCAUACACACACACUCAACCAGGAGCUGCAGAGUUUGCGUGCCGAUCUGCAGCAGGCCCAAUCAGAGGCAGAGAAGAAAAGGGCAGAGCUCGAUAAAAAGGUUAUGGAGGUAAUCUCCCUGAAGAAGGCCAACCAGGAGCAGGAGGCGGAGCUCAAGUAUGAGAUGGACAGGCUGAGGGGCCAAUCAAAUCGAGCCAAAGAGGAUCUGGCCAAGGCCCAGGAGAGAACCAAACAGCUCCCUGACCCGUCGGUCGUGUCUGGCCUGCAGUCAGAGUUGACUGAUGCUCGUGGGGAGAGAGACCGACUGAGAGAGAAACUCUCCAGCACUGAGCAGGAGCUGCAGUCAAACACAGAGCGGCUGGCCAGAACCCAGACAGAACUAAACGCUCUCAGAGACUCACAGCAGGAGCAGGAGGCAGCUAACACACGCCUCCGAGAGAAACUCUCACGCCUGGAGUCUCAGCUGGCUUCCAGUGCAUCAGAGAGUUCGGAGGCAGAGCUGUCCCUCCAGGCGGAGUUGAGGGGGUUGAGGCAGGAUCUUGACGAGGCCAGGAGAGAAACCUCUCGGCUGGGUCAGGACCACCGGCAGCUCAGUCUGCGUCUGGAGGACAGGGAGAAGGAGAGGGACCAGCUCACACAGACCAACACACAGCUGGAGGAACAGAGGAGACAGCAGGAGCGGUCCCUGGACAAACUCAAUAAGGAGUUUGAGUCUCUGUCCCAGUCGUCUGGUGAGGAGGUGCAGGUUCUCAGGGCCCAGCUGGAGGAACAGAGAGAGAGAUCUCGCAGGGAGACACAGGAGGCCCAGAGGCAGGGCAAUGACACACUGGUAGAACUGGAGAGGAGCCAGACUUCCCACAAGAUGCUGGAGGAGGAGGCGUCCCGUCAGAAGAAGGAGCUGCUCUCUGUGGUUGAGGAGCGAGACAAUGUUCAACUGGACAAGGAGCUGCUCACCAACCGCCUGCACCACCUAGAGGCUGAACUGGAGAACAGCAGGAGCAGCCUCACAGACAAGAGCAGGGAGCUCCGCAGCACGGAGGACAAGAUGAAACGACUGGAGCUGGAGCUGGAGGAGGAGAAGGGAUCUGUGGAGCUACUCACUGACAGAGUCACCAGGACCAGAGACCAGAUGGAGCAGCUGCGUUCAGAGCUGAUGCAGGAGAGAUCCUCCAGACAGGACCUGGAGCUGGACAAGAAUGCCCUAGAAAGACAUUUGAAGGAGUUGAAGACCAGAGUAUCUGAUAUGGAGGGUCAGUCUCGCUCCUCUGUAGGAGUGGCUCAGCUGGAGAGUAAAGUUCACGAGUUGGAGGAACGCCUCCACAGCGAGGAUAGGGAGAAGAACUCCAUGUUGUCGUCUCAGCGUCGCCUGGAGAAGAAACUGAAGGAGCUCAACUUUACCCUGGAGGAAGAGAGACACCAACACACAGAACAGAGAGACCAGCUGUCUCUGCGUGUGAAGGCUCUGAAGAGACAGGUGGAUGAGGGGGAGACCGAGGUAGAGAGGAUGGAGGGAUUGAGGAGGAAGUCCCAGAGAGAGAUGGAGGAACAGAUGGAACUAAAGGAGGCCUUACAGGGCAGAGUCACCGCGCUGGAGACUGAGCUCAAGAGGAAGGUGCAGCAGGCGCAGCGUCAGGCCCUGGACUCGUCGGCUCUGAGCUCUGACGAAGAUGAUGAAGGCCUGUACAACCCCUCCAGCAUCACGUCCAUCCUCACUGGGAGCAACCUUCACACCAGCUCCUGCUAGAGGGAGGGGUAGUGGCAACCUUCACACCAGCUCCUGCUAGAGGGAGGGGUAGUGUUGUGGUAGGAAGAGGAGGAGAACAAGGGCUAUUCUGAGCACUAUAGAGGAGGGAAGGAGGGUGGUGGAUUAAAGGGAGUAUUUUAAGCACUACAGGGUUGGAGGGAGGGUAGUAGAGGGAGAGAGUUAUUCUAAGCACUACAGAUAGACAUCUACUGUACACACAGGUACAGUACACUGGGACAGGUCUAUAGACCUGCUAUAAAAACACUGUAUAAAGGAGGGAGAGGGGGAUCACGGGUUCAGGUAGAGAGAGAGGGAUCACGGGUUCAGGGAGAAGGAGAGGAUGAGGAGGAUGACUCACUACGCUGGACAGUAGACUCCUAGUGGUACUGAAGAGGAGGAUUCCAGGAGGAAUACAAGACAAUAAACAUGAAUACAGUAACAGAACACUAACACAUUCUGAGAAGAACAGGCAGGAUGACUCACUGUCUAAAGCACUUACAAUCACUUACAGGACUAAACGGCAAUACACUGUUGCAGUCUUCAAUUUCAUCAUUACUCUAUGGUAUGCUAUGAUACUGUAAUUAGUAUGGUGCUCUUUAAUACACAGAAUUACGCUGUGGUACUGUUUAAUACGGUCCUUAUUAUGGUUCUUUUCAAUACUCUAUUACUCUUAGUGAAAAGGAGUUUGGUCACAUGAUUACACUGACUGAAUAGUGAUAGAAGCAACCACACCAACAUGUACUGUGACUAUUUAACACUGUAGCUGGUUAAUGUCUGCUUUCACAGGGUGAACAGUGUUUCAUCUGAUCCUACUGGUGCCCUGUCACACAGACCUGAUGCACAGCAAACACUUCCAUCCAGUCCUUCAUGGAGAUCUGAUAUGCAAGUGUACUUUUUAAAACACGGUUGGACCAAAUGCUGCCAGAUAUGAGAAUGAUGAACAAAUGUAGAUGAUAGUUUUUCUAAUUCAUGAAAUCAACAAUAUUCUGCUGAAUGUGAUAUCAUAGUUAUCAUUGUUUUAGAAACCAUAUCUGACAGUUUGAUUCCUAUUCUGCUGUAUGUUCUACUACUUGACUGCCUGCCACUACAGAUGCAUGUAUGGAGUUUGCUCUGAUACCAAUCCUCUCUCACCAUUUCUUCACACACACUUUACACAUUGUAUUUGUAGCAUCUGUGCACAACUUCUAUGCAGUCCUUACAAUUAAUACUCAGAGAAGCUUGUGAAGAUCUUAAUCACUAUGCCUUAAAAGUGUACUCUGGAUACAUUUUUCUAAUUGAUUUGUUUCUAUUUAAUUAGUUUUGGGGGAGAUCUGAGGGCUUGUAUUUUCAUUCAGUGAUACAGUAGUUACCACUGUAAGUGAAAUUGCUGCAAUGUUCAUAUGUCUUCCAACUGUUCAGUUGGCUUGAAAUAUUUUGUAUAGAAUAUGGUGCUCUAGUGUGUCUUAUACCCUACACAUACAGUACUUAGUGUUUAGUAUAUAUGAAGCACUAGACUACCAUACUGUAUGGCUUUGUUGUAACUGAGUACAGAAGGUGGUACAUGAUUACUGAUUAGUCAUUUUACGCUGUGAAUUUGUACUUCACAAUACCAAUCUGUUUUCUAUUGAAUUAAAUAUUGCGUGGCAAUCAAAGUCCAA